This is a messenger RNA of Xylaria bambusicola, 2143 nucleotides long. RefSeq names its product MFS transporter. The transcript has 3 exons. Bases 66 to 1547 code for a protein of 493 amino acids. Lineage: Eukaryota; Fungi; Ascomycota; Sordariomycetes; Xylariales; Xylariaceae. Gene Ontology annotation, biological process: transmembrane transport. Gene Ontology annotation, molecular function: transmembrane transporter activity. The record is from RefSeq and is a predicted model, not a curated record.
AUUGGUACUAUUGUUUUUUAUUGUGUGACUGGUGAAUUAUAUACGGACUGGAUCUGGGCCGUGAGAUGGACGAGACGCAACCCCUGCUGGCAGACGUCCGCAUCCUCGACACCGAGCGCUGCGAUGAGGUUUCCCACAAGGACAUCGUCGACUUCAACGUCGACGGUGACGCCGAGAACCCCAUGGAAUGGCCGACGACAUACAAGUGGGGCAUAGUGCUCCUGCUCUCCUUCAUGGCAUUCACAGUAACUUUCACAUGCAUCUCUGUCGUGCCUAUAGCCAAUCAGAUCGUCUAUGAUUUAGAAGAUGGCCAUGUCAGCAAGUCAGCGAGCGUACUGCUGGUGACUAUUUGGGAGCUGGGUGAGGCCGCCGGCCCGUUGCUCAUCGCGCCGCUGUCCGAGGUUUUCGGGCGGUCUCCUGUCAUGAACGGCGCCAACGUUCUGUUCAUUCUCGCCACGGCGCUGGCCGCCAUGUCACAGAGUACGCCCAUUUUCAUCGGCGCCCGUGCGUUGACAGGCUUAUCCGUCGCCUCGAAUGUGCUGGGUCCGGCUAUCGUUGGCGACAUGUUCAUCUCUGAGCAGCGCGGGUCCGCCAUUAGCUGCAUUGCGCUGGCGCCGCUGAUAGGGGGUUCGCUCGGGCCGGCAAUUGGGGGCGCGAUUGCCGAAAAGCUGGGCUGGCGCUGGGUUCUGUGGCUCUCGGUGUGCUUGGCGCUUGUCUGCGAGCUCGUCUUCUUCACCUGCUUUAGAGAGACGUAUAAGGUAGCGGUUCUGCGGCGUCGGGCGGCGACGUUGCGGAAGGAAACGGGCAACCCGAAACUGAGGACCGUAUUCGACAUGGAAGAAGACCGAAAGUCAAGUCUCCACAAAAUCUGGGAAUGCGCCGUCCGUCCUGCUAUCGUCCUAUCGGGGUCGAGCGUCCUGCAGGUUUUGUCGCUUCACGGCGCCGUCUCAUUCAGUUAUUACUACGUGUUUUCAACAACAUUUCCAGCAAUCUUGCAAGACUUGUACGGUCUCACGCCCGCCGCGGCAGGGCUCGCAUUUCUAUGUUUUAGCAUUGGCUCGAUCAUUAGCUUAUUGUUCUUAAACUUUUUGCUCGACAAGAUAUAUGUUAAGCUAAGGGAUCAGCACAAGGGUGUCGGAGCACCCGAGUUCCGGCUUCCCAUCGGCAUCCUUGGGGCUUUUGGCCUUCCCUUGAGCGUGGUGGCGUAUGGCUGGGCGUCGCAAUUGCGAUUGCCUUUGCCACUGCUCCUAUUUGCAGUCGGGCUGGUAGGCACAACGUUGAUGCUUGUGAUUCUACCCCUAAAUGCGUACGUCGUUGAUGCCUUUGGCCUAUACGCUGCGUCGGGCAUGACUGCUAUUAUUGUUACCCGUUGUCUGAUGAGCACUGUUUUACCCCUGGCCACAGACCCGCUCGUUCAACGGUUCGGCUGGGGUUUAGGAGUGUCUGUCCUGGGAGGAAUCGGCAUCGUCUUGGUUCCCAUUCCCAUCUUAGUUUUCAAGUUCGGGUCUCGUUGGCGACAGUUAUCCAAGUACACAAAGGACGAAUAGAUAGCAAGCUUUUCUGUAGAUAUAAAUAGAAAUGAUAAUGUUUAUGGUAUCAAAUGCAUAUUUGGGAUCGCCUUCUUAUCACAUCUAUGGGGCUGCCCGCCUUACAUAUUGAUAAUAAUUAAGACUCCCGUUAAUUUGCUGGCCAUAUACGUCACUUGUGCUUCACUUGCUCAGUCAGCCGAUGUCAUGAGGUCCCUUAGAGAGAGGUUUCAUAUGCACUUGACGUUUCUACUGCUUGAAUGGUAAUUUUUGAUACAAUAUCUCAUUUUGGCCAUGCUAAGACGAGAGACUAUCAAAAUUGGAAUAGAUGUUUGCUUUGACGCACUCGGCUUUCACUUUAUUUUUCGUCAAAUUCUUUGCUGCACUCAAUUCGCGGCUACGGUAUCAAGCUCGGCUUCUGUCUUGGCUAUAUAGCUCCUAACUAUUAGAUGGUUCAAGAGAAGGGGAAAUUAGGAUGGGAAUGAAGAACAAGUCAUAGGUAGUCGAAUGGAUCUAAGAGGACGGAACUAAGCUUAGCCCCGCCCUACCUUAUUCAAAACAUGUCUCGCACUUCACUCGUCUGAUUCAACCAGCUCACGGCUACGCACGUGUUAUUU